ACGUAAUUCCACUAAUCAUAAAAUAAAUUAUUUCACAAUUGAUUGUUACACCAGUGAGACACACAAUCACAAUUUAAGCUCAUUUAUUUAAAAAUAAUGCAAAUUUUGUCAUAUCUGAUUCAAACAUAACCUCACAAUCACAAAAUAAUUGAGGUUAUGUUGGUUCGUUGUUGUGUGUGAAAAACCGCCCAAAAGUCGUCUAAAUCGCCCCCUUACGAUGGAAACCAAGCCCCAGAAGAUGCCCAAAGUGGCCAAGGUGAAGAACAAAGCCCCCGCUGAGAUUCAAAUCACCGCUGAACAACUCCUCCGUGAGGCAAAAGAACGCGACCUUGAAAUCCUACCACCGCCCCCUAAACAAAAAAUCUCCGAUCCGGCCGAACUCGCCGAUUACCAACUCCGUCGUCGUAAACAAUUCGAAGAUAACAUACGUAAAAAUCGCACAGUUAUCUCAAAUUGGAUCAAAUAUGCCCAUUGGGAAGAAUCCCAGAAGGAAAUCCAACGUGCUCGAUCCAUAUUUGAGCGUGCCUUGGAUGUGGAUCAUCGUAAUGUUACCAUUUGGUUGAAAUACACUGAAAUGGAGAUGAGAAAUCGACAAGUGAACCAUGCGAGGAAUUUAUGGGAUAGAGCUGUUACGAUUUUACCCAGAAUCAAUCAAUUUUGGUAUAAAUACACCUACAUGGAGGAGAUGUUGGAGAAUGUGGCUGGGGCCCGAGCUGUCUUUGAACGUUGGAUGGAAUGGCAACCGGACGAACAAGCCUGGCAAACAUACAUUAACUUCGAAUUGAGAUACAAAGAAAUCGAUCGAGCGAGAGAAAUCUACGAACGUUUUGUUAUAACUCACCCCGAAGUCAAACACUGGAUUAAAUAUGCAAGAUUCGAGGAAAAUCACGGUUUUAUCAACUCGGCAAGGAUGAUUUACGAACGUGCUGUACAUUUCUACGGUGAUGAUCAUCUCGAUGAGAAAUUAUACAUUGCAUUUGCACGAUUUGAGGAAAAUCAAAAGGAACAUGACCGUGCUAGAGUCAUUUAUAAAUACGCUCUUGAUCACUUACCAAAAGAACAAGCAAAAGAAUUGUAUAAAUCAUACACUAUACAUGAGAAAAAAUACGGUGACCGAUCUGGUAUUGAAGAUGUGAUUGUCUCGAAACGUAAGUUUCAAUACGAACAAGAAAUCCUUGAAAAUCCCACCAAUUACGAUGCGUGGUUUGAUUAUUUGAGACUAGUGGAAGGGGAAGGUGAGCUUGAAACAACACGAGAGACGUAUGAAAGGGCCAUUGCCAACGUACCCCCAAGUAAAAACAAACAAUACUGGCGUAGAUAUAUCUACUUGUGGAUUAAUUACGCCCUAUUUGAGGAACUCGAGUCUGGGGAUUAUGAAAGGACACGACAAGUAUACAAAGCUUGUCUUGAUUUAAUCCCACAUAAAAUAUUCACUUUUAGUAAGAUUUGGUUACUUUUUGCACAGUUUGAAAUCAGACAGAAGAAUUUAAAUGGGGCUAGAAAAAUUCUCGGGACUGCUAUUGGGAAAUGUCCACGGGAUAAAUUAUUCCGAGGGUAUAUUGAUAUCGAGAUACAAUUACGUGAGUUUGAUCGUUGUCGUAUUCUCUAUGGUAAAUAUCUCGAGUUUGGUCCGGAAAAUUGUGUCACUUGGAUGAAAUUCGCUGAAUUGGAGACACUCCUAGGGGAUAUUGAACGUGCAAGGGCUAUUUAUGAGUUGGCAAUAGCACAGCCCCGUUUAGACAUGCCCGAAUUGCUCUGGAAGGCUUACAUUGAUUUCGAAAUUGGACAAGAAGAAUCGGAAAAUGCCCGUCAAUUAUACGAAAGAUUGUUAGAAAGGACAAGUCAUGUGAAAGUUUGGUUGUCUUAUGCUAAAUUCGAAUUGAGUUGUAAUUCAGACAUGAAUGUGAGUCUCGCAAGACGUGUGUAUGAGAGAGCUAAUGAUAGUUUGAAAAGUUUUGGUGAAAAAGAAUCAAGAGUUUUAUUAUUGGAAAAUUGGAAGGAGUUUGAAAGUUUGCAUGGAAGUGAUGAAACUAAAGAGAAAGUUGAAGGAAAAAUGCCGAGGAGAAUUAAAAAACGGAGAAAAGUUAUCGAUGAGGAUGGAUUUGAACAAGGAUGGGAAGAAAUUUUCGAUUAUAUUUUCCCUGAAGAUGAGGCAAGUAAACCCAAUUUGAAACUCUUAGCCGCGGCGAAAAGUUGGAAGAAGCAGAAGGAAACGGAACCGGAACCCUAAUUUUUUUCAAAUAAAACUGGUAAAAAUCAGUUGAUUUAUUCAAUUGUCAACAUAAACCUAACCAAAAAUUGAAUUUUGACAGUUAGAAACGUCAAAUUUUGACAUUCAGUUGCCAAAAAUUGAAUUUUGACAGUUAGAAACGUCAAAUUUUGAUAUUCAGUUUUGCCACAACUUGAGAACUUUAUCUUUUCCUCCGGAGGCGACUUUGGAGCCAUCUGUGGCCCAAUCCACUGCAUAAACCUCAUCCUCAUGUCCUGGAAGGUCAAUUUCCAAUUUUCGUUCCCUCAAAUUCCACAAUUUGAGUGUCGAAUCGGCACUUCCACUAACUAAAAGUCUCGAAUCGGCCGAAAAUGCAAUCACAUAAACAGCUUGUACAUGUCCUCGAAGAGUACAAAUAAAUUUACCAUUUUUCGCCUCCCACAAUUUAAUACUUUUAUCAAAAGAAGCCGAGGCAAAAAUCCGACCAUCAGGAUUCCAUAUCACAACUUUGCCGUCUUUACACGCCGAGGCUAGUUUAGAGCCAUUUGGGGCCCAUGCAAUGCACAAAACCCAAUUCGUGUGCCCCUUACAUGUCCGAAACGGUGUUUGAGUGUCCACAUCCCAAAAUCGGACUGUUGUAUCGCCGGAACCGCUCGCUAGUUGUCUACCAUCGGGGGAAAAACACACAGAAAUGACAGCUUCGGCAUGUCCUGGCAUUGAACUCGUACAUCUUGUCACGGGGCGCACCCGAAACACGGCCUGCUGCUGGUUUUUUCAAGCGAGUGAGUGAUUUCGGUGUCAUUGGCGUAAAAAAUGUACGAAAUGUUCGUACUUUGGAGGAGAGCAUUACAAAUUUCGGUCAAUUGGGGCACAGUACAAGACAAGGGUAAAUCGAUUAUAUCACCGGCGAUUUCACCAGAAUCUGACUUGAACCGACACAAAACGUGUCUUUGGGCAAUUUCGCCCCCCGAUUCCAUCAUUAUUGCUCACUUUUCACUGAUUUAAAAAACACAAAUAACCUCACUUUUGGCACAUGUCAAUGUGAGGUUAAGGACACCGGUUGGCACCACUGUUCACACAUUUUUACCGUAUUAAUAAUAAUAAAAA
This is a messenger RNA of Tribolium madens (black flour beetle), 3316 nucleotides long. RefSeq names its product protein crooked neck (gene crn). Bases 218 to 2230 code for a protein of 670 amino acids. Gene Ontology annotation, molecular function: protein binding. The transcript has 4 exons. The record is from RefSeq and is a predicted model, not a curated record. Gene Ontology annotation, biological process: spliceosomal complex assembly; mRNA splicing, via spliceosome. NCBI's taxonomy places the organism in Eukaryota, Metazoa, Arthropoda, Insecta, Coleoptera, Tenebrionidae. Gene Ontology annotation, cellular component: U2-type catalytic step 2 spliceosome; precatalytic spliceosome; post-mRNA release spliceosomal complex.